AUGUCAGCCCUUGACGUUGAGGCGCUUUUGGACUCAACUGCAAAUGGUACUCCAGUCGAAAAUGGAUCCUCGAAACCCAAAGACCUAGAUGACCGCCAUAGGAAUGAACGAAAUGAUCGUCGCGAUCGAGACCGAAACCGAGAUUCCAGUAGAGACCGUGAUAGGGAUCGCAAGCGUCGGGGCGACCGAAGCAGAGACAGGAAUCGCAGAGAAGUCAACGGUGAUAAAGAGUUGAUUGGGACACCUACAAGCGAUCAUGGUAGCGCUCAUGGCAGUACCAAGAGUAGGCGCAGAAGUAGAAGCCGAGAAGACCGACACUCACGUCGCCACAGAGAUAGCCCUGACGAGACCGGCCGCAGAGAUGGAGACUUCUACAGAGGAAGUGGGCGCACUCGCUCACGUUCUAGGAGCCCGAAUAGAUACUAUCGUCCUCGAGGUGACCGCCGAGAUCGGGAGGAGAUAGAUGCCGGCAAACCAAGAGAAGACCGUCGGAACAGAAAUGAUCGACGAGCAAGUAGGAGCCCAAAGAGAGAGUCUACACCUCCUUUGACUGAGGACGAGCGUGAUCGUCGCACAGUCUUCGUCCAACAACUUGCAGCUCGUCUCAGGACUAAAGAACUGAUAGCCUUUUUCGAGAAAGUUGGUCCUGUUAAAGAGGCUCAGAUUGUGAAGGACAGAGUUAGUGGUAGAUCCAAAGGUGUUGGCUACGUUGAGUUCAAGAAUGAAGAAUCGGUCCCUGCUGCUAUUCAACUCACUGGUCAGAAACUCCUAGGAAUCCCCAUCAUCGCCCAGCUCACGGAAGCCGAAAAGAAUCGUCAAGUACGCAACACCGAAACCGCCGGCAGUAACCCCAACCAGAUCCCUUUCCAUCGACUCUAUGUGGGUAAUAUCCAUUUCAGUAUCACUGAAAGCGAUUUACAGAAUGUUUUUGAACCUUUUGGAGAACUUGAGUUUGUGCAGCUUCAGAAGGAGGAACAGGGCCGCAGCCGAGGCUAUGGCUUUGUCCAAUUUCGUGAUCCUAAUCAAGCUCGUGAAGCUUUAGAAAAGAUGAAUGGGUUUGACCUUGCUGGUCGACCAAUUCGUGUUGGUCUUGGCAACGAUAAGUUCACUCCUGAGUCUACCGCCAGUCUUCUGCAAAGAUUCCAAGGCCAGAGCCACCAACAACAAUUCCAGGGUUCUGCUUUCUCCGGUGCUGGUGGGCGUGGUCCCCAAGCAGUCGGCGGUAGUAAUUUUGACCGCGCAGGUGGCCGCGACAACGACAAAGGUGCCGGUGGUGCCAGUGCUCUAGAUGACACCGAUGUUGGUGGGGUAAACUUCAACAAUUAUAGUCGAGAUGCAUUGAUGAGGAAGCUUGCCAGAACAGACGAACCUGCCCCCGCCACUAAAGGCCGCGACGAGAGGCGCGAGAUCUUGAAGCCCAAGACUGAGACCAAGCCGUUGCCAGUCAAUGUCAAUAUGGCCAGCAGAUGCGUCGUCCUCAAGAAUAUGUUCGAUCCUGCCGAAGAAGAAGGUGAAAACUGGGAAAAGGAAUUGGAAGAUGACGUUCGAGCGGAGGCCGAAGAGAAAUAUGGCCAUGUUGUUCACAUUGCUCUAGAUCCCAACUCCCAAGGCGACAUCUACCUUAAAUUCGACCGAGUGCAAGGAGGCGAAAAUGCCAUCAAGGGCCUCAACGGCAGAUAUUUUGGAGGACGUAUGAUUAGCGCUACGCCUGUUGUGGAUGCAGUCUACAGCAGUUUGUUCUCACGCACAAAGGCUAUCUAA
Mollisia scopiformis is the source of this 1761-nucleotide messenger RNA. RefSeq names its product splicing factor, CC1-like protein. Lineage: Eukaryota; Fungi; Ascomycota; Leotiomycetes; Helotiales; Mollisiaceae. The transcript is spliced from 4 exons. The record is from RefSeq and is a predicted model, not a curated record. Gene Ontology annotation, cellular component: nucleus. Gene Ontology annotation, molecular function: RNA binding. Gene Ontology annotation, biological process: mRNA processing. The coding region runs from base 1 to 1761 and encodes 586 amino acids.